GUCCCUCCCCCCAACUACUGUACUCCAAUUUCAUUUUCUGCACAAAUUAAAGAAUCCCAUCUCACAAAAAUAUUUUGCCUUUUCCCUUUUUGGGGGUUUUUUCUUUUCUCACUUUUGUUUAAUUUUAUAAUGUGGUUUUCUCUGACUCCCCCUUUUGACCUUGGGCAUGCUCCAUUUAUUGUUUUGGAAUUAUGAAAGCAGAGAGAAGAAGUACUUAUCUGAUGCCUCUCUUGGAGUUGGAGAAUCUGAAAGGAAGAAAAAUUAAUGGCACAGUAGGAAUCCGGCAGUCAUUUAUGGCAGUUGGCUGAGGGGCAGAUUGGUGGCGCUUCUUAAUUUUUCUUCAUUCAGCCUCUCCUCUGCAAAUUUCCAUCUUUUCGAAGCAUGCAGCCAUUAUUAUCUGCAGAGUUCGAGAAACCAUAGCUCCUCUCCCAUGCAAUUCACCACGCGUCUUCUCCCAUCCGUGAACCACUGCCCAAUCCCAUUUUACUUGACAGAGCUAAAAUUCCACUCUUCUCAUAAUAUAUACUUCUGAUCAUUGUCUCUUGCAAUUUCAUUACUUGCAUUUGCUGCACAAUGGCUUGCUCUGCUCGGUUUUUACCAUUUCUUCUUGUGCUCUGUUUCGUGUGCUUGGUUAUUCCAUCUGGGUUAGUUUUGUGCGAGGAUAAGUUGGAUGGUGGUUCGAGUUUGAGCGUGCUUUUGGAGAUAAAGAAGUCAUUUGUGGAGGACCCAGAAAAAGUUUUGGAGGAUUGGUCGGAGAGCAACCCAAAUUUCUGCACUUGGAGAGGGAUUUCCUGUGGGUCUGACUCGGUGGAUGGCUCGGUUCAAGUGCUGGGACUCAACCUUUCUGAGUCAUCACUCGGUGGGUCCAUAUCGCCGGCACUCGGCAGCCUACGGAACCUGCUCCACCUUGAUCUUUCCCGCAACGGCCUUAUGGGUCCCAUUCCAACAAACCUCUCUAAACUCUAUUCGUUGGAAUCUUUGCUUCUCUUCUCCAACCAACUCAGUGGACCGAUUCCGACUCAGUUGGGCUCGCUGGCGAGUCUACGAGUCAUGCGAAUCGGUGACAACGCACUUACGGGUCCCAUUCCCGCUUCCUUCGGAAAUCUUGUGAAUUUGGUUACUCUUGGUUUGGCCUCGUGUAGUCUCACCGGUUCGAUACCCCCAGAACUCGGUAAACUCGGCCGAGUUGAGGAGUUGGUUCUGCAGCAAAAUCAACUCGAGGGUCCGAUUCCGGAAGACAUCGGGAACUGCUCAAGCCUUGUCGUCUUCACUGCUGCUGCUACCAAUCUCAAUGGGUCAAUACCAAAGCAAUUGGGCCGCUUACAGAAUCUCCAAAUUCUAAACCUUGCCAAUAAUACUCUCUCCGGCGAGAUUCCGGUGGAACUUGGGGAACUCAGUGAACUUGUUUAUCUGAACCUAAUGGGAAACCAACUCGAGGGUUCAAUUCCAACUUCUCUUUCUGGAUUGGGAAAUCUCCAGAAUCUGGACUUGUCUAUGAACAAGCUCUCGGGGGGGAUUCCAGAGGAAAUGGGCAAAAUGGGAAGCUUGGUGUUCUUGGUUCUAUCGAACAAUCAUCUCUCUGGUGUCAUUCCGAGAAACUUAUGUUCCAAUGCUUCCAGUUUAGAACACCUGAUGCUAUCUCAGAUACAAAUCUCCGGCGAGAUUCCGGUGGAGUUGGUCCAAUGCAGAUCACUGGCGCAGAUUGAUUUGUCUAACAAUAGAUUAAACGGGUCGAUUCCGGAUGAAUUAUAUGGGUUAAGUGGUUUGACUGAUCUCCUCCUCCAUAACAACAGUUUGGUGGGUUCAAUUUUACCGUCGAUAGCAAACUGCAGCAGUUUGAAGACUCUGGCUCUGUAUCAUAACAAUCUACAGGGCAAUCUUCCACGUGAGAUUGGCAUGCUUGGGGAACUUGAGAUUCUAUAUCUAUACGACAAUCAAUUAUCUGGGAGAAUUCCUUUCGAGUUGGGGAAUUGUUCAAACUUGCAGAUGAUUGAUUUCUUCGGGAAUCGUUUCGGUGGGGAAAUUCCGGUGAGCAUUGGGAGACUGAGGGAAUUGAAUUUCCUUCAUCUCAGGCAAAACGAACUGGUGGGUAAAAUUCCCGCCACUUUGGGGAACUGUCAUAAACUGACCAUAUUGGACUUGGCGGACAAUCGCCUUUCUGGUGGGGUUCCUUCAACAUUCGGUUUCCUCGGAUCUCUGGAGCAGCUCAUGCUUUACAACAACUCUCUUGAAGGUAAUCUUCCUCGUUCGUUGAUCAAUUUAGCAAACCCUACGAGAAUAAAUCUAUCCAAAAACAGAUUGAAUGGGAGCAUUGCUCCAUUGUGUGCCUCCCCUUUUCUGCUUUCUUUCGACCUCACUAACAAUGCGUUUGAGAAUGAAAUUCCUCCCGAAUUGGGAAACUCGUCCUCCCUUGAGAGGCUGAGAUUAGGGAACAACCAGUUUUCCGGCCAAAUUCCGCCGGCGUUGGGGAAGAUUCGUGCACUGUCAUUGUUGGAUCUGUCUGGGAAUUCUCUUACAGGGUCUAUUCCGGUUGAGCUUUCGUUGUGCAGGAAACUGAGCCACCUUGAUCUCAAUAAUAACCUUCUUUCUGGAAAUAUACCGAUGUGGUUGGGUAGAUUGCCUCAGUUGGGAGAGAUUAAGCUCUCUUCCAAUCAGUUCACUGGGCCUCUGCCUUCGGAGUUAUUCAAUUGUUCCAAACUGAUUGUGCUCUCUCUUAAUGGAAAUCUACUUAAUGGAACAUUGCCUAUGGAAAUUGGUAACCUGGCAUCACUUAACAUCCUCCACCUUGAGGAUAACCGGUUUUCGGGUCCAAUCCCUUCGACAAUUGGUAGGUUGAGCAAACUAUUUGAGCUUCACAUGUCGAAAAAUGGUUUCAAUGGGGAAAUACCAGCUGAGAUUUCCCAACUGCAGAAUCUACAGAGCAUAUUAGACCUCAGUUACAAUAAUCUGACUGGUGAAAUUCCAACCUCUAUUACUUUGCUGUCCAAACUAGAAGCGCUUGAUCUAUCUCACAAUGAACUUACUGGAGAAGUCCCUUCAGAUAUUAGUAAGAUGAGCAGUUUGGGCAAGCUCGAUCUUGCUUACAACAAGCUAGAAGGGAAAUUGGACAAGGAAUUCUCUCACUGGCCAGCUAAUGUAUUCCAAGGAAAUCUCCAACUUUGUGGAGGCCCUCUUGCCCGCUGUGGUGAUGCUUCUGCAAGAGGAUCGGGUCUGAGUGAAGCAGCGGUGAUAGCUAUAUCUGCAGUUUCAACUUUGGCAGGAAUGGCGGUUCUAGUGCUUACAGUUGCCCUUCUCUAUAAACACAAACAAGAAACUUUCAAGAGAUGGAGUGAAGUCAACUGCAUUUAUUCAUCUAGUUCUUCCCAAGCACAGAGAAGACUGCUUUUCCAUAACCCUGUUGGAAAUCUAGAUUUCAAAUGGGAAGAAAUCAUGGAGGCCACAAACAAUUUAAGCGAUGAUUUCAUUAUCGGCUCAGGAGGAUCUGGAACAAUCUAUCGAGCCGAAUUGCACACCGGUGAAACUGUUGCAGUCAAGAAUAUAUCGUGCAAAGAUGAUCUUUUAUUAAACAGAAGUUUCGUAAGAGAGGUCAAGACACUUGGAAGGAUAAAGCAUAGGCAUCUUGUGAAACUUCUGGGAUAUUGCAUGAACAGAGGAGGAGGCUCAAAUCUGUUGAUUUAUGAGUACAUGGAGAAUGGAAGUGUUUGGGACUGGUUGCACCAGCAACCAGUUAGUGGGAAGAAGAAAAAGAAGCUUGAUUGGGAGGCAAGAUUCAGGAUUGCUGUUGGCUUGGCUCAGGGACUGGAAUAUCUUCACCAUGACUGUUUGCCCAAAAUUAUCCAUAGGGACAUCAAGUCAAGCAACAUCCUACUCGAUUCCAAUAUGGAGGCACAUCUGGGGGAUUUUGGCCUAGCAAAAGCCCUCGUCGAGGACUACGACACCGACACAGAGUCAAAAACAUGGUUCGCUGGUUCGUAUGGCUACAUAGCCCCAGAGUAUGCUUAUUCUCUUAAGGCAACAGAAAAGAGUGAUGUUUACAGCAUGGGAAUUGUACUGAUGGAGCUCGUAAGUGGAAAGAUGCCUAUAGAUGAAGCUUUUGGGGUGGAUAUGGACAUGGUAAGGUGGGUAGAGACACGCAUUGAAAUGCAGAGUAUUGCUGAUAGGGAGGAGUUGGUAGACCCGUGUUUGAAGCCGCUGUCGCUCGACGAAGAAUCUGCAGCGUUCCAAGUCCUUGAAAUAGCUCUACAAUGCACGAAAACUGCCCCUCAAGAAAGGCCAUCAUCUCGUCAAGUUUGCGAUCAGCUCCUGCACGUUUAUAGUCAUAGAACAGCAGAUUAUGAGAAGAUGCAGACAGAUCCAUAUUCUUGAGAAAUAUGUUUAAUGAUCAAGAUCGGUCUGUUUUCAGAGCAAUGACUUCUUUUAUUAUAAGAAACAAAUUUAUGAUCUCCUUGGAUGAAAGAAAAUGUACUGAUUUAUCAGAUAGGCUAUAUUAAUAUAUUAAGAAGGUUUCACAAACCAAGGGUUAUAUUCUAGAAUGCUCAGUUUGUCACCUUCUGGAAAAAGAGAGAGUGUGGUUUCAUGAAGGUAGUAAUUGGUGCUUAA
This is a messenger RNA of Momordica charantia (bitter melon), 4599 nucleotides long. RefSeq lists its product as uncharacterized. Lineage: Eukaryota; Viridiplantae; Streptophyta; Magnoliopsida; Cucurbitales; Cucurbitaceae. Gene Ontology annotation, biological process: protein phosphorylation. Gene Ontology annotation, molecular function: ATP binding; protein kinase activity; protein binding. The record is from RefSeq and is a predicted model, not a curated record.